UAAUUCUUUCAUUGUCAUUAUUCAUAUUCUAAUGAAGAAAGUCACAAGAUACAUUUAUCAUAUAAAAAGGAUUAUAAAUAAUAUAAAGAAAAGAAAUUAAAACUUUUUUUAUUUUCUUUCAAUUGAUCCUUUUCUCUCUUUUUUGUUUUGUUUUCUUUUUUUUCGUUGUUGCUGUUGGUGUUGUUGUUGUUACUAACUGACAAACUUCUUUUAUUUAUAUUUAUGUGUAUAUCAUUAUUUUGAUAAGAGUAUUAGUAUUAUUAUCAUCGUCAUCAUCAUCAUCAUCAUUGUUACCUAUUAAAUUUACACUUGUUAUAUAUUGAAAUAUCCAUUCAAAAACGUGUUCAAUUCAGUGUUUUAUGUGCAUCGGUAAUCGAUUAUGCAGCAAAACAUUCAAACCACGUAAAAAUAUCUCUGAAACUAAUAAUAAUAAUAAUAAUCCUUCUACUAAUACAAGUAAUCAUAAUCCUACUAUUGGUAAUAAUAAUAAUAAUCAUGAUGUCAAUGGUAAACAAAAUGAUUUAUUACCAGAAACUGCUGCAACAUUGGGUAGUGGAGAUUUACGUUUAGCUGUUCGUCUACCUGAAGGUGAAGAUCUACAUGAAUGGAUUGCUAUAAACACUGUAGAUUUUUUCAAUCAAAUUAAUAUGCUUUAUGGUACAUUACUUGAAUUUUGUACGGAUGAUACAUGUCCAAUUAUGUCAGCUGGUCCAAAGUAUGAAUAUCAUUGGGCUGAUGGACAAACAGUGAAAAAACCAUUGAAAUGUUCUGCACCACAUUAUAUUGAUUGUUUAAUGAUAUGGAUUCAAAAACAAUUGGAGAAUGAAGCUAUAUUUCCAUCGAAAAUUGGUGCUCCAUUUCCACGUGAUUUUCUUAAUGUAGUCAAAGUGAUAUUAAAACGUUUAUUUCGAGUUUAUGCACAUAUUUAUUAUCAACAUUUUUCUGAAGUACGAGAUCUACAAGAAGAAGCUCAUUUAAAUACAAGUUUUAAACAUUUUAUAUAUUUUGUAUUGGAAUUUAAUUUAGUUCAAAAACGUGAACUUGUUCCAUUACAACACUUAAUUGAUUUAUUAACAACAAAUGAAUCUACCACAAAUGAUGAACAUAAUAGUAAUGAUAAUGGUUCUACAUCACAUAAUUAUUCAUUACAUACAACUACUAAUGAUAAUAAUAUAAGUAGUAUAAUCAAUGAUAAUUAAAUAUUACAUAUAGAUAUAAUAUAAGUAUAUAUAUCUUUCAUAAUAAUCGUUAUCAUUGAUAACGACAACGAUCAUAAUCAUGAUUUAUGCCUUAAUCUAUUCUUAUAUUGACUUCUUUCUUUGAUAUAUAUAUAUAUAUAUAUAUAU
Schistosoma intercalatum is the source of this 1346-nucleotide messenger RNA. The record is from the annotation of a GenBank genome assembly. Lineage: Eukaryota; Metazoa; Platyhelminthes; Trematoda; Strigeidida; Schistosomatidae.